Messenger RNA from Dioscorea cayenensis subsp. rotundata (Guinea yam), 1079 nucleotides. Its product is annotated as E3 ubiquitin-protein ligase RING1-like. Gene Ontology annotation, biological process: protein ubiquitination. The transcript has a single exon. The record is from RefSeq and is a predicted model, not a curated record. Lineage: Eukaryota; Viridiplantae; Streptophyta; Magnoliopsida; Dioscoreales; Dioscoreaceae. Gene Ontology annotation, molecular function: ubiquitin protein ligase activity. Gene Ontology annotation, cellular component: cytoplasm. Bases 57 to 746 code for a protein of 229 amino acids.
CCAGCCAUCCAUCUCUCUCUCUCUCUCUCUCUCUCUCUCUCUCUCUCGGUUCAUCAAUGGCGGAAGUCGUGGACCUCCUCCUCUUCUCCUCGCUUUCCGACGACGAAUACUCCUACGAUGCCCCCAAUCCAUCCACCGUCGACCCAUUCCUUCCUUUCGACCACGAUUUCUUCUCCCCCGUCGCUUUCCCCUCUUCGCCGGAGCCCCUGCAGCUCGGCCUUGCCUUCGGCUUCGAUUCCGAUGCGGAAGGGGAUGAAGAUGGUCCCCAAAUCCCUAACUUUCUCGGGGACAGCGAUAGCCGGGAUGAGGAAUUCGAGUGGGAGGAAGUCACCAGCCGGCUGGAUGUCCUCUCGAUGAUGGUCGGCCAUGAUCGGGAUUCCGAUCGGGAUCUUGUUGAGAACGUCGAUUGGGAGGUCCUCUUGGCCGUGAACGACGAGCUUGUCUACGCGUCGGAGUACGAGGUUCUCUCCAGGCAGCACGAUGGAUUCUCGAGAACCGGCACGCCAACGGCGAGGUCGGUGAUUGAGAUGCUUCCUUCGGUCGUGCCCUCGGAGGGCACGUCCUGCGCCGUUUGCAAAGAAGAGUUCUUGUUGGGCGGGGAGGAGGAGGCGAAGAUGUUGCCGUGCUCACAUUGCUAUCACAGUGAAUGCAUUCUCCCAUGGCUGAAGGAGAGGAAUACUUGCCCUGUUUGUAGACGGGAGCUGCCGACCGACGCCGAGGAGUGCGAGGGUUUGAGCAGUGAGUGAUAGGUAUGAUUUCCAGAUGCUCCCCUUAUGCUUAGCAAGAUGUUUUCUUUGAGAAAGAUGAUGGUUUGUUUGGAGUUUGUGAUAAUUGGGAUUUUCCUCUUGCUCUUCUUCAAUUAGGUAAUUGGUAGUGAUAUCAAUGUUUGCUGAGAAAUGUUAUCCAUUUGAGGUCAUUUGGGAUUGUUAACUGAUCUUCAUACCCAUACAUACACCAAUGAACAAAUGUAAAUUUAUCUCCUUUCCUUUUUUUUCAUCCUUUUGUUGUUUGGUUUAAGCUGAUGAAGGGGAUUCCUUGAAUGGAAUUCAUGCGGUUCUUGAUGGUUAAUCCAUUUUCUA